AUGAAGAAUUCCAGUAUCACUGAGGGGGUUUUACCUACCACAUUCAUUCUGGUUGGCAUCCCAGGGCUGGAGACGGAGCACAUCUGGAUAUCCAUCCCCUUCUGCCUGAUGUACACCAUCAUCUUCCUUGGGAAUGGCAUCAUCCUCCAUGUCAUCAGAACAGAUGCUGCCCUGCAUCAGCCCAUGUAUCUCUUCCUGGCCAUGUUGGCACUGGCUGAGGUUGGUGUCUCAGCCUGUACCCUGCCUACGGUGUUAGGCAUAUUCCUUUUUGAUAUCUCUGAGAUUUCUUUUGAAGCAUGCCUCCUUCAGAUGUUUUUCAUCCAUUCUUUCUCCAUUCUUGAGUCAGCUGUGCUGCUGGCCAUGUCUGUGGACCGGUUUGUGGCCAUCUACAGCCCGCUACGCUACACAGCCAUCCUAACACGGCCCCGCAUCAUGGGCGCAGGGGUCAGCAUCGCACUGAAAAGCACUGCGCUCAUGGCCCCACUGCCUGUGCUCCUAGAGAGACUUCCGUUCUGUGGCCAUAAUGUCCUAUCCCAUUCCUAUUGCCUCCACCCCAACCUUAUCCAUUUACCUUGUGGGGACGUUUCUGUCAAUAAUAUAUAUGGGCUUUUCAUCGUCAUCUCUACUUUUGGACUGGAUUCACUGCUCAUUGUGGUGUCCUACGGCCUUAUUCUUCACACCGUUCUGGGGAUUGCCACGGGGGAAGGACGGAAGAAGGCACUAAACACAUGCGGCUCACACGUUUGUGCGGUGCUGGCUUAUUACGUGCCUAUGAUUGGCUUGUCGAUGGUGCAUCGCUUUGGACGCCAUGUGUCUCCCCUGCUGCACACCAUGAUGGCUAACGCUUACCUCUUCUUCCCACCUGUCGUCAACCCCAUCGUGUACAGCGUCAAGACCAAGGAGAUCCGCCGUGGUAUUGUCCGAAUGCUGUCAGAGAAGGGACCCAGAGUUUAA
Jaculus jaculus (lesser Egyptian jerboa) is the source of this 954-nucleotide messenger RNA. Its product is annotated as olfactory receptor 51J1-like. Gene Ontology annotation, cellular component: membrane. The transcript has a single exon. Gene Ontology annotation, molecular function: G protein-coupled receptor activity; olfactory receptor activity. The coding region runs from base 1 to 954 and encodes 317 amino acids. Lineage: Eukaryota; Metazoa; Chordata; Mammalia; Rodentia; Dipodidae. Gene Ontology annotation, biological process: G protein-coupled receptor signaling pathway. The record is from RefSeq and is a predicted model, not a curated record.